CUUGCGUUCCCCGGAAGCUGGAGUUGUACUAAUAAAGGAACUGACGUCACAAUACAGUUGUCGCAAACAUGGCGUCCGUGACAACAGCCACAUCAGAGUGGAUUCAGUUUUUUAAGGAUGCAGGCAUCCCUGCUAGUCUGGCUGUCACAUACGCGGUUUCCUUUGUGGAUCACCGAAUUCAAAAGAACAUGCUAAUGGACCUGAGUAAAGACAUCAUGAUGGACCUCGGCAUUACUGUCAUUGGUGACAUCAUUGCCAUCCUGAAACACGCCAAGCAGGUCUACAGGCAGGAUAUGUGCAAAAUGGCAACUGAGGCCAUCUCCUCAGGACAGACGAGUGUUCAAGCUGAGCUCAGAAAAACAGCUAAUACUCCUGCUACUCGCAUGAUCGCCAACGCUCUGAGCCACGAAUCCCCACCAGCCACCCCCGCCCGCAGACCCGACAACCGCCUCUGUGUCACCGUUUCCAACACACAAGCAAAUAAGAACAACAAAGCAGUUGUAAGUCAGCCUGCUGACGAGGGGAACGGCCUGCCAGCAGUGAAGCGUCGGCGGGUGACAGCUGAAAUGGAAGGCAAGUACAUCAUCAACAUGCCCCAGGGGACCACUCCCCGCACACGCCGAAUCCUGGCCCAACAGGCCAAGAAAGGUCUAAAACGUACUUCUGUGUUUGAACGACUUGGAGCUGAAUCAAAGGCAGACACGACCAGCAGCAACAACAAGCAGCCCACUGGAGUCUUCAGUCGCCUCGACGGAGGGGAAAGCGAGGCCGCUCUGAACCCCGGAGCCGUGGCUGAAAACAUAGGCGAUGAGGAUGACAGCGACGGCGAAGGCUCCGUCCUCCAGUACGCUGGUGUCCUCAAGAAACUGCCUCCGUCGCAGAAAAAGAAGACGUUCAAAAAAGCCGCCCCAACCACCCUGCGGCGCCUAGGGGCCAAAUUCAAGCUUCCCUCUUCUGACGCGCCCACGUCUUCUUCUUCCACCCUUAACGGGCUGCCGCCCGCCAAGAUCAGCGUCCUGCAGAGACUGGGCAAGGUCCCGGCCACAAGCGCUGUAGCGGCUCCAGCGCCUGCUGACACUCAGGACAACAGGGUGACCAGCACCAAACCCAAAGUCCAGGACAGAAUGGUUAAAGCAAACUCAAAGGUCAGCAGCAGCACAGGGGCUGGGGCAGCAGGAGGAGAUGCUGGAGGAGCUCAGAUGGACGUCAAGGCUGUCAGUGUCUUCAAGAGACUGGGAAGCAAGAGAACCUAACAGCUAAAAACAUCCUCUUUCUACACAUUUUUAAUAGUCUGCAUUGCCACCUUUUCACUUUACUCUUGAUGCAAAUAUAACCUCAAUUAAGUGUGAACUGGAUCCACCCCCAUUGGCCUUAUAGCAACUACCUGUCCCACCCAUCCACCCAUUCAUCCAUUCUUCCAUUCAUCCACCAGCCAACAACAAAAAAAAAAACCUUAAUCUUAUUUAAGCUGCCAUUGAAAAGUUACUUUUGUCCAAACUUUGAAGUCUCACUGUGCUUUGUGUUGCUCAACCAUAUGGCUGCUUAAGUGUUUCUAUGAUCAAAUGUGUAGUAUUUUAUAUACUUGUGCGCUUACUGUAGGAGCAUGAAGCCACCACAUUAAAAAAAAGAAAAAUCUAAAUGAAUAAGAUCAAAGUGAGGAGCCUGCUGCCUAAAGUUUCCCUCAACGAUUCCUUUGUGAGUACAACCAAGUGGUGUAAAGUGUUCCUUCUCUAAGACACGUUCUCCAUAAGGGUAUAGAGUCAACUCAAUGUACAAGACAGUGGUUAGAAUAAAGAGUUAUCAUGAUGUAAUGGAUAGAUCUCAUCAUUUUUGCCAAAAAAAUACCUGAUUCAAGAAGAUGUGGAGAAAGGCUCACAGAAAAAUACUUGAAAUGCAAAAAAAGCAAUGUUUUUACUCUGCUUUUGUGCAUAUUAGAGCAGAAAUGAACAUUCUGUUUUACCACAGAUCAUUUUCUGAAGCAUCUUCUUGGUUUGAUUCGAAAUGUAUAUAUUAGGUAGAUUUAAUUGCACACUGAACUGAACCCACUCCUGAUCUGUAUUUUUCUACAUGGGUGUUUUAGUUUAAGGAAAGAACCCAAGAAGUGUAAUAUAGCACUUUGUCAGGGGGGGUGGUGGUCAUUGUGCUUUUUAUCUCUGUAGGUGCUUUACCCAGCCCCAUGUAUACUGUGUUCACACCUCAACUUUGUAUCACUGUAAAUAUUUUUGAAAUGUUUUUAUUGUUAAAAAAAAAAGAAGAAGAAGAAGCGGUACACCUCGUUGUGCACGUUUGAUUUUUAAUUUAAGAAACUGAAGGAAGGUGUGCUCUCAGUUUCAACGGAGAUUAAACCAGAUGCAACAUCCA
Messenger RNA from Oryzias melastigma (Indian medaka), 2361 nucleotides. RefSeq names its product linkage group 13 C19orf47 homolog (gene lg13h19orf47). NCBI's taxonomy places the organism in Eukaryota, Metazoa, Chordata, Actinopteri, Beloniformes, Adrianichthyidae. Bases 69 to 1253 code for a protein of 394 amino acids. Gene Ontology annotation, cellular component: nucleus. The transcript is spliced from 8 exons. The record is from RefSeq and is a predicted model, not a curated record.